UGAUGCAACUCACACGCAUAAACAGCAUGCUACAAGCCGCCAUCAGCAGCCAUGUUACAAGCACUGGCAGCCGAAAAAAGGAACAUAUAUUAUGAUGGGUUCUUUCUUCCAUUCGCCACAUUAUCCUCCGUAUGAUCCGUAUGAUCUGACAUCAGUAGUGUCAGGUCAAGUCAGGUUAGGAUCAUUGUUUACAUGGGAUGCACAUGGUGCGAGUCUACGUACUCUGAAGCUUGAAAAGCGUAAAAGGAAUAAAAAUGAGUAACAGUUCCAUUACUUGGGGCAUUUUGGAUAUGCCGGACGAGAUAUUGUUGGAAAUUAUUGGAUACUUGAAUGCUAGGGAUAUGUUGCUGCUCAGUAAAUCAUGCAAGCGAUUCCAUAGCCUUGUAUUCGACGAAAAAAAAUCAUUGAGGCACUUAGAUUUUUCCGAAGAAGGCUACCUAAACUCGAUUUCAGACGUGCAACAAUAUUUUAAUAGCAAGAAAAAGUACGAGCAUAUACUUAAAAUAAAUGUCAGUAACAUGUACUAUACAAGACCAGGAGAUAUGCUGAAUACUAUUGGCAAAGCAAAAAAUCUAGUCGAGAUCAACAUCAUUGGACUGAAAUUCAUAGAUGUUAUGCAGCUGGCAAUUUUUUUGACACCUAUGAAGUGCCUUAGAAUUUUAUCUAUUGAUUGGCCUACAUCGCUAAUUGACAACAGACAAUGCUGUGAAAUGUUGAAAUUACCAUUCAAUAGACUAACGAAAUUAACAAUGACAUUGUGUGAUGUCAAAUACAAAACAACGCUGAUUCAUGCGUUAGAACUAUGUCAACAGUUGCGGGAGCUACGAUUAUUACAGAGACACGAAAAUAUUUUACCCAGAGAAGGGGACCCCUGGUUAACUGAGCCGAAAAAAUUAGAAAAUCUCCAAAUAGCUGCUUGCUGUGGAAGCGAUACAGAAUUUUUGCGAAGAAUCAUUGUCGAUAUGCUUCCAAAUCCGGAACAGUGGAUGGAAUUCAAAUCCUAUGAUGCUGUGGAUACGCAUCACUUCUAUUUUGAAAAAAAUGUUGAGGUAUCGCAGAAGCUUAGAGCAAAAGUACUCAUGGAUUUCAACCCCUUUACGCAAUCUCUUCAGAAAGUUGGCUGUGGUCUGUUUUUUCAAUUUUUACUGAGAGAGGUCGUCGAAAUCACCAACAGCCACAAAGCCCUGGAAAAAUUUUGCUGCUUAUCCAACUGUACGCUUGACUAUAUGUGUUUGUUGAAGAUCAACGAAGCUAAGCAACUGCUCAAAAAUCCCAGGCAUCAAAUUUCGUAUUUAUAUUUGAGCCACAACAUUGAACCAGAAUGUGAUGUGUAUUUAGUUGGAUCAGCGUUUCCAUGUCUGACGAAACUCAUACUAAGUAACCUAGUAAAACACAAAGUAACAAGUCAAAAGGAAACCGAUCUUCAUACCGAAGUGGCCUUCAAAAAAAGACGUACAUCCCUCGUUAAUGACGCAGAAACACCAGACUUGAAUUCAUCUUUUGCAAAGCUCGUAAAAAAUACUCCACAUGUAUCAGACCUAACACUAAGCGCAAGUACGUUAAAAGAAAACGAAUAUUGGGAUUUAACCGCUUUGUAUCUAAUCAGUCGUUGGACAAGCCUCACAACUUUGCACCUGGUAAACCUGCCGAUCCGGAGUGGUAAAUUUCUUAUUGAAAUAGGAAAACAGUGUAAAAAUUUGGAGAAAUUGAAGCUUGAAAAUUUGGGUCAUCGUGGUGCCUGCUGCUACAAAAAUGAACUGUAUCAAAUGCUAGCCCAUUGUCUUAAUUUGAAAGACUUUUCAAUUCAGCAAGACAACUUUGGCCAGAUUUCUACGAUAUUUACCAUGUUUGGAAAAAAUCGCAAACUUAGAAGAAUUUAUAUCAAAAGUUUGGGUACUGGUAAUCAUACCACCGGGGACCUGGUGUUGCCCAUCAAAAAUCUAGUACAGUCGUGUGAACUGGUUUUACUUAUAUAUGAAAUUCAAGGAAUUACACAGGCAACCUGUGAUAAACUCAAGUCCGUUUUACAGAGAUUAAAGAAUGAAUUGCGCCGCCCAAAAUUUCAAUUCGAAAUUGUCAGAUGGGAUUACGGGUAUAAUGGUUAUCAGAAACCUCCACGUAAUUUCAAUUUGCAUUUUGUACACAAAGACUUGCUUUUACCAUAUCGCUUCACUGACUCAUUGUUUCGGCUGGAUUGUCUAUAAUAUACCAAUAUGUUGUUUAGAUUCGCCAAAAUGUAUUUAUUUAUUUUAAUAAGAUUUUUCCUGUAAAACAUCUACAAAAACAUGUUGAAUUGAAAUU
This is a messenger RNA of Neodiprion virginianus, 2301 nucleotides long. RefSeq lists its product as uncharacterized. Gene Ontology annotation, molecular function: protein binding. Bases 255 to 2204 code for a protein of 649 amino acids. NCBI's taxonomy places the organism in Eukaryota, Metazoa, Arthropoda, Insecta, Hymenoptera, Diprionidae. The record is from RefSeq and is a predicted model, not a curated record. The transcript is spliced from 8 exons. Gene Ontology annotation, biological process: SCF-dependent proteasomal ubiquitin-dependent protein catabolic process.